Messenger RNA from Pseudonaja textilis, 2442 nucleotides. It is a transcript of the gene KIFBP, whose product is annotated as kinesin family binding protein. Gene Ontology annotation, biological process: neuron projection maintenance; central nervous system projection neuron axonogenesis; microtubule cytoskeleton organization. The record is from RefSeq and is a predicted model, not a curated record. NCBI's taxonomy places the organism in Eukaryota, Metazoa, Chordata, Lepidosauria, Squamata, Elapidae. Gene Ontology annotation, molecular function: protein binding.
GGGGGAGGGGUCCAGCGACGCCCGCCGAGGAGCAGCUUGCGAGCGGCGUCCCUCGGAGAAAGCAGCGCCGAGCGGGCAAAUGGCGGCGGCGGCGGCGGCCGAGUGGGCCUCGCUCUGCGCCACUUUCCGCAGCGCCCUCAACCUCUCCUACGUGGAGUCCAAGAAGGACCCGGACACCGAGCCCUACCGCUCCAAGUACAGCGCGCGGGAGCUGCUCGAAGGCCUCAAGCAGCUGCUCGGCGCCGGGGAGGCCGAAGUAGCCCGCGGCCCUGGCGAGGAAGAGGAGGAGGAGGCGUCGUCGUCCGAGGGCGAGCAGCAGCAGCGGCGGCGGCGGCGACGCGCGGUGCGGCUGGCCGUGGUCGAAUACGAGCUGGGCGUGAACCACACCGACACCCAGGAGUGCUCUGCCGGCGAGGAGCACCUGGCCAAGUGCCUGCAGCUGCUGGAGCGGCACCGCCUCUCCCGCGACUGCGUCUCCCUCUACAUCCAGGCCCAGAAUAAUCUGGGCAUCCUCUGGUCAGAAAGAAAUGACAUUAAAACAGCACAGACUUAUCUGGAAUCUGCAGAGGCUUUAUAUAAUCAGUACAUGAAAGAGAAUGGGAAUCCUCCAUUUGAUUACAGCGAGCACUUCAUGACAGAAGAGACACUCUCAGACCAAGAGCGAUCAAAAAGGUUUGAGAAAGUCUAUACUCAUACACUGUAUUAUCUGGCCCAAGUCUACCAACACCUGGAAAUGACUGAGAAAGCUGCACAAUAUUGCCACACCACUCUCAAACGGCAGCUUGAGUAUAGUGGUUACUACCCAAUAGAAUGGGCUCUCAAUGCAGCCAUUUUGUCUCAAUAUUAUCUCACCAAGCAAUGUUUCAUGGAAUCCAGGCAUUGUUUAGCAGCUGCCAGUGUCAUCAUUGGCCAAGCUGGACAGAUGCCAUCUGCAGAAGACAAUGAAUCAGAACAAGACCAGCAAGAUCUUCGACAGAAAAAGGCUGAAAUCGCGAGAUGUUGGAUUAAAUACUGUUUGAACCUGUUACAGGGGGCCCGAAAGCUGCUUGAGGACAACAUUGGUGAGCUGGAUCCAGACAGGCAAAUGGAACUGAAAGCCCAGCAGGAAAAAGAGGAAGAUGAGAAGGAAAAAGAAAGAAAGAAGGCUGUUCUCUUUGGAACUAGUGAUUUGUGUGAUUCUAUUUUGGCCAUGGAAGAGAAAGUGAGUUGUGUGUUUUCAUUAGACUUCAAAGAAGCCAGAGAAGUCUUCUUAGUAGGUCAGAACUAUGUCAAUGAAGCAAAAGAGUUCUUUCAGGUAGAUGGGUAUGUCACUGAUCACAUUGAAAUUGUCCAAGACCACAGUGCUUUAUUUAAAGUGCUGGCUUUCUUUGAAGAAGAUUUGGAGAGGCGUUGCAAGAUGCAUAAGCGUAGGAUCGAUAUGCUGGAGCCACUGUACUCAGGCUUAAAUCCUCAGUAUUAUCUGCUGCUCUGUAGGCAACUUCAGUUUGAAUUGGCAGAUACCUAUUAUGAGAUGAUGGAUUUAAAAGUGGCCAUUGGCAAUAAACUAGAAGAGCUUGACUCCCACACAAUAAAGAAAAUAAAUUCACUUGCUCAGAUGGCAAUGAAAUUCUAUGAACUCUUCUUAGAUUCACUGAGGAACCCGGAUAAGAUCUUCCCAGAGACCCUUGAGGAAGAUGUGCUGCGCCCUGCAAUGGUGGCCAAAUUCCAUAUUGCGCGCCUUUAUGGCAAGCUGAUUACUGCAGAUGGCAAAAAGCAGUUGGAGAAUAUGCAGACCUCCUUGGAAUAUUACUCAUUUCUAGUAGAUUAUUGUGAGAAGCACCCAGAUGCAGUCCAAGCUAUUGAAACUGAGCUAGAACUGAGUAAAGAAAUGGUUGGUCUUCUUCCAGCCAGAAUGGAAAGGCUAAAAGCAAAGCUUUCAACUUCCCCAUAACUUCUUUUAUUUCCAUGGCAAUGUGCAAUAUUAAUAUGAUGUCUGUCUAAAGAGAGAGUGUCCCUUUUGACAGUUUUCUUGUAGUAAUUGAACACCUUUUCUUGCAAAUACCUGCUGUGACAGGCAGCAUGGAACCUGUUUCAGGCUGAAAACUGUCCAGUGUAGUUGCUCUCCCACACUUAAAUAUACAGUGAGUGGUCAACUGAUGCUCUGUAUUAUUUGCACCCUUCUGACAUGCAAGCCUUCCUGCCUUAUAUUUUUCUCCUUCCACUGCAUGGCCAGUUUCCAGUUGCAGUGUUGUUUUCCAGCUAUUUCCUAUACUAGGGAACGUUUUGUACAGUCCUAGCUAUCACGAUAAUCUAGGCACUUGGCUGUGUGGCACUGAUCCAGAUUUAGAUUUAUCUUUUUAGAUUUUUGUUAACAAAUCACUAAUUUAAUUGUGUCAUUUUUGUAUAUGUUGUCCUUCUAUCUCCUUUUAGAGGAAUCCAUAAAUAAACAUACUUGAUGGCAAA